Molecule: messenger RNA, 732 nt
Organism: Ramularia collo-cygni
Lineage: Eukaryota; Fungi; Ascomycota; Dothideomycetes; Mycosphaerellales; Mycosphaerellaceae
Exons: 1
Coding region: 1-732 (243 amino acids)
Source: RefSeq, a predicted model, not a curated record
AUGGCACCGAAUGCCACAUCUGACAUGUACACGCAAUAUAAAGCAUACACCAACGAGAUCUCAACAUGGCUGGGCAAAAACGCUGACCGCUGCAACAUCACUGUGCCCGUAACCCCUGGCAAACCCAAGUCGCCGUAUCCAAUCUCUCAGAAGCAAUACAAGGUCCUGGCCACCUCAGUCGCCCAGUCUACAGAUCCGAUCAUUGUCAUAGAUACAAACAUUCUGUCAGUCAUUCGCCUGACCAUCGAACUGAGAAAGAAAGCUAUCCCGAGACUUGCCAAGAUCAACGCGAUGAGAGCCGGGAAAACAUACAACCAAUUUUCCGCCGAACAUUACCACUUUGUCAAGAUUCUGGAGGAAGUCCUGGACAUUCUGGAAUCUGUUGCAAAGGCACGUAGCGAGGCUUCCAACAGGAAGGCAAUAUCUUUCGGCGCCUUCUAUUGUGCUUUCGUAUCAGGGGACGACGACGAUUUCCUCGCGAUUUUGCCGGACACUGAGAGGGCCUCGUAUGAGUCCGGAUCUGGGUUCGAAGGAGAAGAGGCUGAGAGUGAGCUCGAAGAAGAUCAAAUUGGAUACGAGCAUGAUGAAGACGGUAUUGACCAUGAGCUUGGAGGAGACAGUGUCGGACUUGAGGCAGACGACAUCGAGUAUGAGCUGGAAGGCGACGAAUUCGAGCGACUGCUUGCCGUGUACGCUAUCAUCGAAGACGCCACCGCCGGCUAUAGAUCUUGA